AUGCUACUUCUGGAGCCUAAAUCCAUAAAGAAUUCACACGCUCCCUCUGCGCUUUACAUCUAUAAAGCACAACAACAAUGUCAGCAAACAAACGAGCUGGAAGAAGAGGUGCCCAAAGACGACAACGAGCACCCGAUCGUCUGGGACAAGAAGACAGCAGCGACAGCGAAGGAGAAGAAAUCCAGGCACCACCAGCAGAUCCAGCUGACAAUGCAGCAGUCCCCCACGGUUGUGUUCGAUCUUGCAACGGCCCAACGCGUUAUCACUACGGACGAAAAGUCGCCUCGCUUUUGGGAAUUUUCGCUCAUGUUCAACCCGACAUUAAUUGUUCAACGCGCCAAGCCGUUGACUUGGAUGUGGCUAGCGGCAUCCGAAUUCUUUGCUCAUCCUUGGACGGGCCCUGCGAUCAUUCCUCCCAUUGUGGAGGAAUUUGAGCAACUAGAACAAGAGUCGAAAAUAGCCAAAGCUCAGUCCAAAUCUAAGAAGCGCCCUGCAUCUACUCCAGAGAAUCCAAAAGGUGCCAAGGCUCACGAUUCGCGCCCAUCUCCCUCUGUCCCGAUGCAAACGGAACUGACGCCACCAAAGGGUCCGUCCAAACCCUACCAACGAACUCCACCUUCGGAUGCCACUCCUCCUUGCCAACAAGUGGUCAUGUCUGACGCCGUUCACGUCAUCGCCGGCACCCCAACAGAAACACAGGAAGCCAGUGUUCCAGCUGACGACGUCGUGGUAGCCAACACCCCGCGUGGGAGGACCAGUGCGGAAAAUGGAGCAGAGGAACACAAUAGUGCCCCAACCUACAGGGACACUGUUGCCACUCUCCCCGCUCCCACGGUUCCUCUCACCACCGACGAACGAUUGAUGCGCCUUCUCGCUGUCCAUUGGAAUGCCUCUCCCUUUCGGCACAUUACCAUCUUCAACGUGUCCAUUGUCUUUGAUUGGCAGGGCGUGGGUUCGUCCGAGUUCAAUCAAGUCCAGACUGCCUACAAUGCCUUCCAUCAGUUUGCUUCCGGUAUUUGGGGCGAGAUCACUUCCAAGGUCGUCCUUCUACCUUUGCUGAUGGCCGAUUCACCCAACAACAACUGUGGAUCCGGAACUUGA
This is a messenger RNA of Cylindrotheca closterium, 1101 nucleotides long. NCBI's taxonomy places the organism in Eukaryota, Bacillariophyta, Bacillariophyceae, Bacillariales, Bacillariaceae. The record is from the annotation of a GenBank genome assembly.